Messenger RNA from Folsomia candida, 1353 nucleotides. RefSeq names its product L-galactose dehydrogenase. Gene Ontology annotation, molecular function: L-galactose dehydrogenase activity. NCBI's taxonomy places the organism in Eukaryota, Metazoa, Arthropoda, Collembola, Entomobryomorpha, Isotomidae. The record is from RefSeq and is a predicted model, not a curated record. Gene Ontology annotation, cellular component: cytosol. The transcript is spliced from 4 exons. The coding region runs from base 33 to 1109 and encodes 358 amino acids.
AGUAGAAGUAUUAAAUCAAAACAAUCAAUAUUAUGGAAAAAUCUAAUUUCUCAGACUCGUCGUUUCUCCCUUCAACCUUUGACCCUGGUUUUCAUGGGGCUGUUGACGAAAAUUUAUCGCGGAUGCCUUACAGGGCUUUGGGUAGGACUGGUCUUGACGUGUCUUUGAUUUCAUAUGGUGGUAGUUCUCUGGCUAAGUUUUACGGAGAUGAAAUUAACCAAAAGUCGAUUGAGACGAUUCGUACUUCGAUCAAACGUGGAGUAAACUACAUUGACACAUCCCCAUGGUACGGAGAAUCUGAAGCAUUACUUGGUGAAGCUCUGAAUGGUAUCCCACGUAAUGUGUACUAUAUUGGAACUAAAGUCGGCAGGAAUUUUACGCCAGGAUGGGAAAAUCGUUUUGAUUUUUCUCGAGGGGCUGUACUGAAAAAUGUGGAAAAUAGUUUAAACUUGCUAGGAUUAAGCUACGUGGAUGUCAUUCAGAUUCACGACCUGGAGUUCUGUUUAGACCCACAAAUUAUAAUUAACGAGACACUUCCUGCCUUGGAGUCGGUUGUUCGAGCUGGAAAGGCAAAAUUCAUUGGAAUCACAGGUUACAGCUUGGAAACAAUGAAACAAACCAUCGAAUCAUCUCCAGUAAAAAUCGAUACAAUUUUAUCCUAUUGCCGCAUGAAUUUUCAUGACACGGCAUUAUUGGACUAUAUGCCAUUUUUUGAGUCCAAGAACGUGGGCGUUAUAAAUGCAGCUCCAGUAUCAAUGGGCUUGUACACGAAUCGAGGUCCACCAGAGUGGCACCCAGCAUCUGACGACGUUAAACGUGUCGCAGGAGUCGCAAAGACGUACAUAACAAAUCAAGGUAAACGGAUGGAAGAUGUGGCGCUAGGAUUCGGCCUACAUCCAGAAAAUCUUGCUGUAUCUACAACUCUUGUGAGCAUGCCAAACGAGGAGAUUUUGAAAACUAAUUUAGAAAUUGCAACAACGCCAAGAACCGUAGAUGAUAGAGAGUUAUAUAAAAACGUUUUAGAAAUCUUCAAGUCAAAUUUAAAGGGUCCUGGCCAUUGGGAGGGAAAGGAAGUCAUGGAAUACAAAAAAGCCCUAAACUUGGCCUAGCAAACAUACAACCAAAAAACAUUAACAAUUUGUUGACGUGUAUUUAGACAGCAAAUUAGUUUAUAAAAAAAGUAAACUACUCUUUUGCAUUAUGUACCUCUGUUGUACAUACAUACGCUCAUAUUCCAUUAGAGCUUUGCGUGUUAGUUGUACAUUCACCUUCCGGAUGUAAUAAGUAAGUAUCUAAUAAUAAAGAACAAUCAAUACAUGUAAGCACAAUAAAAUAUAUCAUUCCUCAAUCAUA